Molecule: messenger RNA, 1490 nt
Organism: Tuber aestivum (summer truffle)
Lineage: Eukaryota; Fungi; Ascomycota; Pezizomycetes; Pezizales; Tuberaceae
Source: the annotation of a GenBank genome assembly
ACAGCCCUUGAACUACUGGGUUAGGGGUAAAAACCGCAUACUUGGCAUGUUCAGUAUUAUACGCCGAGACGGUGCACAGUCCAUACGGGCCACUGAGCACUGGCAUCUCCUAACUCCUUUCCAGUGCGACAAACCUCACCUCUUCCUCGAACGUACCGCUACUCACACAGACAAUCCUUCACCAUGCGAUUGCCCACAAUACUCGUGGCCACUGUUUUGGCAUCCCUCUCCUUAUUUACCUCGCCUGUUGCUGCCACAGCCCUUACGUACAAGCUCGCUCCUAACGAAAGACAAUGCUUCUAUUCAACCGCUGACAAGAAGGGGUCUAAGGUGGCCUUUUACUUUGCUGUAAGUUUUUCUCUCCCCCGACUCUCCAGCGUCUUUACUCGGUCUCAACCAUUCCGAAUAGGUUCAAUCAGGUGGUUCCUUCGAUGUCGAUUAUAAAGUGGCUGGUCCGAACGAUAAGAUUAUUCUCGAUGGAUCUAAGGAGAGGCAAGGUGAUUUUGUCUUUACUGCGAACGACCCUGGGGAAUACAGCUUCUGCUUUUCCAACGAUAUGUCUACGUUUGCCGAGAAGAUGGUAGAUUUCGAGAUUGCUGUAUGAGCACUGUUCCCCAAUUUGCCGGAGCUCUACUCAGCAGGUAAUACAGGUUGAGAACGAAGCUCGGGCCGAACUCCCCUCUAAGCAAGGUACCUCCCCCGAGCAUCUCUCAUCCCUCGAGGAGUCGCUUUUCAAGCUCUCCGGUCAACUCUCUACCAUUUCCCGUAACCAAAAGUACUUCCGCACCCGGGAGAACCGCAAUUUCAGCACUGUCCGCUCAACCGAAUCCCGAAUCUUCAACUUCUCAGUCAUCGAGUCCCUUAUGAUGGUUACGAUGUCAUGUCUCCAAGUCUUCAUUGUUAGAUUCUUUUUCCAAGGCGCGCGCAAAGGUGAGAUAACCCCCCCUCCUCCUCCUCCUCUCCCUUCCCCUACAAACCCUAAUCAACCCAAGAAUCCUCGUGUUCGGUUCUGCAUGCCCCUUUCGCCACUCUCAUUCCGCUAAAGCAUAUAGCAGGUUAUGUGUGAACGGGACGUGCAUAUUUUUCUUUUUUCUGUGGAUGAUAUUAUUUGUAUUGCAACAGAUAUUUUUUCAGUCAAUGGAGUUGUGAUAUCAAAAGAUUGCACGAGCCCAUUCCAUUAUGAAGAUAUAUACCCUGGUGGGUUGUGAAGUGUGCAAACGGCGGGGUUGCAUCUUUUUUUUCCUUUAUCCAAUACGGUCACAACACUGGGUAGUAUUCGGUUCAACAGGGAUUUCAAGAGUAAUUGACAUUGGAGAGAACAUAUCGGACAUCCGCCAUCUAAGAGGGGAGAGAAACGAUGGUGAGGAUGGAGGAAAGAGGGGUGGCGGGCAUCAUUAGUGGAUAUCUUUACAAGGGAUCAUCUAUGCAUGCAGAAAGAAAUGCUUCUAUAACGAAAAACAGGACCAUCUCAGAGAUGCCGAACAACAAAG